UUAAGAAAUAUAAACAGGAAGAAGAUAAAUAAACGUGAUAAAGAAAUGUAUAUAGGAAGAAUGAUGUAUACUGGAAGGGAAUUAUACAAUAAAAUAUGUAGAAGGGAAGAGAUAUAUACGUACAGGAAUUAAAUGUCGGGAAGUGUAGCAUUCUGAGGUAGGCAGAAUAACCCCUCACACAAUUACUCCUUAAAUGACACUCAACUAUUUCUAAGGGUCAAAGAGGGGAUCAAUCGGGUUCUGAUGAGUGUUUCUUUGGGUUCAUGGUACAGAAGAAGGGUCAAAUUACCAUCAGGGUCAUAAAACUACUCCAGGAAAUGCCCUAAACUCCUACGAAAGCUUUGUCAAAUAUGUGAACUUGGGCGACGAAAUGUUUAGUAAUAUGGCCCUUAGGAGUUCUAGUGAGCGCGUAAGCUACAUGAAGGAAAUAUGUAUAGCCUACGAAGAUCUAUAGAAGUAAAGAAAAUAAAUAUACGAGAAGGGAUACAUAUGUGAAGAAAAUAUGUAUACCUUUGGGAAGAGUAUAUGAAUAGCCUACAGGAAGGAGAUCUAUGGAAUGAAAGAAGAUAUUUAUACGAAGAGAGUGAUGUGAAGGUGUGAGCUCCCUGGUGACAAAGUGAGAGUCCACCUCCACCUCCACCACCGCCCACCACCUCCACGUCACUCCACAAGCCUUUGAGUGAUUGCCCAGAUAAAGGAAUACUAAAAUCUCACAUGCUGGCCCGGUAACAGAGGCAAAAAUGAAUAAGCGAAACCAAGCAGAACAUGGCGGGGGUCGGACGAGCAUCAGGUCUCCCCUCCAACUCCUCCUCCUCUCCUUGUUCCUGUGCUUCCUUCCUUACCCCGGGGCCACGGCAAGCACCUCACCCACGAGUGCUACCCUUAGAAGAUCACCCACCAGCACCACCACCACCACCAGCACCUCAGGAAAUAAGACAAAAACCAGCAAUACCAACACACUCAACACCCAAGCACUGAAUAUUAGCACCAGCACCAGCACAUUCAAUCCCUCAGCACUCCAGGCGACAAGACCCAGCGUUAGCACCAGCACCUCAGGAAAUAAGACAAAAGCCAGGAAUACCAACACACUCAACAGCCAAGCACUGAACACUAGCACCAGCACAUUCAAUCCAUCAGCACUCCAGGCGACAAGACCCAGCGUUAGCAACAGCACCUCAGGAAUCAUGGCAAAAAACACUGAUACUAAUACUCUCAGCGCUCGAGCACUUCACAUCAGCACCGUCAGCAUAUCAGGAAUUCAGAAGGGACCCACCACCAGCACCACCAGCACCAUUAUCAGCAGAGGGAGGACGAGGACGAGGAUCCGCCGAGCCACAACCAAGAGGCAGAUUUGUCCCCCACCCGAAGAGGAUGUGGGGAGCCAAGGAGGGCCUCGCGCGGGGCGGAGGAAGGUGGCGUCCGGCUCACCUGUCCCCGCAAUGAAAGAGUGCGCGGAGAACCAGCUCGGCCUUGUGGUGGAGGCGGGGGCGACGGAGGCGUGUCGAAUCAACGUCUUGGACACCUACGAGUGUGACCCCAGACAGGCCGUGAUGGUGCUCGUGACGCUGGACGAGACGCUCCACUCUAACGGCAGCGUGCAGGCCCACCAGGUGGGUGAGGGCGGUGCGGUGGAGGUGUAUCUGAAGGAGGAGCAGCCCGGAAGUUACCGUCUGUACUGCAUCGACAACCUCACGUCGGAGUCACUCGUCAAGGUGUUUGUGGGAUUCGAGGUGCUGGACGUGGAGGAGUUCGAGUGCCGCAUACAAAGCGUGAACGAGCUGGAUUGUGUGUGGACGCUUCCCUACAACCCGGCACAGAAUGACAACGAUUACAGACCCUAUGUUUGCGUGGACCAGGAGAGCAAACUGUGUGACUGCAUCGACGGCUCCUGCGGCACCGAGGGGGACGAAUGUAUGAAGGAGUGCUGCAGCUGGGACGUCCGCGCGCUGCCCAACAUGACGGACGCCGCCGUGUCCAUGGUGUUCUGGGCCACCAAUCCCCUCAUGAACGACUACACGUACUUCAGGCACUCGUUCGAUCCCCUGGCGGUGGUGGUCCCCGAGGCGCCGCAGGAGGUGGAGGCGGCGGUGUCUGGCCUGGGCGUGAUGGUGACGUGGAGGACGCCCGCCGCCUUCCUCGCCUUCCCGCCGUGCCUCACCUUCCUGCUGGACCACCGCGACGCCGCCUGCCCCGCCUGCGCCUGGACCACGGACGCUACUGGCACCUGCUGCGCUCCGGAGUGUCGCAGCGCCGCGCGGCUGGAGCACUGGUGGCGCCGGUACGAGGUGCGUGUGCGCCUGCGCUCCGCCGCGGCGCCGCAGCCCGUGGAGGGGGACGGCUGGUGGUCUGACUGGCAGCCCCGCUACGUGAACACCUCGGCGGCAGGUGUGUAGGAUGACUCACGGCUUGAUCAUGCUCUGAACUCAAUUCUUUUAAUUUGUGAACAUUCUUCAUUGUAAUCACUGCAUGCUUCCUUCUUCAUUGCAAGUGUCCAUAAUUAUUUGUGGAAAGUUAUUUUUAUGGCAUCACUCGUGUGUGUGUGUGUGUGUGUGUGUGUGUGUGUG
Eriocheir sinensis (Chinese mitten crab) is the source of this 2564-nucleotide messenger RNA. RefSeq lists its product as uncharacterized. Lineage: Eukaryota; Metazoa; Arthropoda; Malacostraca; Decapoda; Varunidae. The record is from RefSeq and is a predicted model, not a curated record. The coding region runs from base 741 to 2393 and encodes 550 amino acids. The transcript is spliced from 9 exons.